GCGCUCUCCGUCCUCCGCCUCGCCCUGCCGUGCGCCGCCCUCGCGGGCCUGCCGAAGGGCGCGCUCGCCGUCAAGCAGAGGUUGUUGAACGAGGCGGAGAGAAGAGCGGUCUACAAGACGGACUCGGAUUCCGAGGUCUCCACCGAGGACAUGAUGCAGAUGCUUUCGGCCCUGCAGGAUUCUCUCCUGGAGAACUCUUCCGGGUUCCAGGAGAACAUCGAUGCGAGCAUCGGGGAGAUGCAGGCUGCGAUCGUCGUCGCCGUCAUUGUGGCAGCCCUGGUCUCCAACUUCUCCCAGCGGACCAGGGAGCUGGACGUCGGCCUAGUGCGGCUCAGCCGUGGCAUCUCGGCGCAGGACUUUGUUCCGCUCCUGGCCAACUACUUCAACCUGACGCUGUCUUCGCAGGUUGCCCACGACAACGAG
This is a messenger RNA of Prorocentrum cordatum, 423 nucleotides long. The record is from the annotation of a GenBank genome assembly. Lineage: Eukaryota; Dinophyceae; Prorocentrales; Prorocentraceae.